This is a messenger RNA of Culex pipiens pallens (northern house mosquito), 2151 nucleotides long. RefSeq lists its product as uncharacterized. The record is from RefSeq and is a predicted model, not a curated record. Lineage: Eukaryota; Metazoa; Arthropoda; Insecta; Diptera; Culicidae. The transcript is spliced from 2 exons. The coding region runs from base 1163 to 1531 and encodes 122 amino acids.
UUUCGAAAAAAAUAGUGUCCUUCUUGCCGAGAUUUUUUUUUAUUAUCAAUCUAACCUCAAGUUAAGGUCAAUUUACGCCAUUGAUGCGAAAUCGAUUUAAAAAUCUCGUUUCAAAAUACAAAUUUUUGAACGAUUUCAUAGCAUUUUUGUAAUGACAGUUCCCAAGUUGUAUGUCAUUACAAGAAAUCGUUUGAAAUUGUUUCAUCCAAAUCCAAAAAUAAAAAAUAAAAAAUGCGUACUUCUAUUGUAUCUAUAUGGAACACCGGGAACACCACGUUUGACUAAAACUAAUAUUUGUGCAAAUAACUUCCCAUUAACCAUUCGAGGGUUAAAUUCUCCGCCGUCGAACCAACUUGACGUAAUUUGCAAAUCUGCGCUGGGGCAACACUUUGCUCUACUCUAACGACUACAACUUGAUUCCAGCGCGAGCAGGGAAGGUUGUGCAAGCUCCGUUCACGCCUCCUGACCAUGGGCCAAGGGGUGGUACACAGGAUGGACGGCACUGCACCAAGCGGCGGUGAAGUCUGUCACCUUUUUUUAUGCAUCCAAUUAGCAGUGCUUUUUUUUUUUUUGCUCAUGGUGCAACGCCGGCUUGGACCUCAAAGCCCGCAAAGAAGAUUAAGUUGUGGGAAAUGGUCAUGUCUGGGGCUGGUUUGUGUCCGGUGUCGUACCUCGGCUUGAUGAUGAACUACCCAUUUGGUUUUGGGUUGGUAGCUGUGAAAAUUGGUGCGUUUUGGGUUUGGUUUGGGCAAUUUACCCGAGACAAGUACGACAUUGUUCUAUCUUUCUGUGGCAAAAUUAAGCGGCAAACAGUGCAAGAGGUAAUUAAUUAAGGCAUUGAGGCUAACGCAGAUUGCUCAAUUUAAUGUCUAUUCGAGAUGAAAAUGACAGCUAACUUUGAACUUUUAACAAGAGUUAUAAAAACCCAGUCAAAUUCCAUGGAUUCAUGUUCAUUUCCAGUUGUGUUCAGGUCAAGCAAGCAUGAAUAACCACUUCCCGAAGGGGUCGUCGGCAGUUCCCGGUUUGACAAGCGCCAAACAGCCUGUCACAAACAUCGUCGGCGAGGUACAAUAAAGGAUUGGACUUGUUCUCGCUUCCGGGCAACAUUUUGACAUUUUGAUCUCUCUUCGGAAUAGGACUACACAAUCGCCUUGUGUGACAGAUGGUUGCAAGGUUCGGAGCUGCUUUGCCUUCGGGCAAGACGUACGGGGAUGUCACUUUGGGGGAUGAUGUUCCGGACAAUGGGCAGAAUUAUCCGACAUGGACUGACAGGCGUUACAUCAAACCAUUCUCGGAAGGGCCUUUUCCACCAAAAGUCCAACUUUUGCUCACAAUGCUGUGUUGUGUCAAUAGAGAGCAGCAGCAGCAGCUGCUGCCGACCCCCAGAUUCCUGUCUGACGAAGCAGAGAUACCCCGUGUCACGGUCAUCACCACCUUGUCCCCCAUCCGCAUACAUUUGCAAAGCUCCGAGGUUAUGUACACCCGUCUUCCUGGAAUCAUGCUGCUGAAACCAGAGCUCUGGUACAUGUAGCCGUUUUUCGUGUACAUCGUCUGUGCACCACGGCGCUGCUCAACAGGUCCUGGCUGAAGGGCACUCACCGGGACCCGGCCUUGGUCCACCCCCGCGCGCGGUUGGCCGUUCUCCGUUGGUCACAGACUGCGAUUCACACACUCAAGUACGUCAUUUGUGUGAAAUCGACAGAACUUGCAUCACUGCAGAAGCUGUCAAAAUUACGAUUGAUUACGUCAGAGCUUGAAGCUGAUUCUCUGAGAUCUAUGUGAUGGCAACACUGACACUGCACUUGCCUAAAUCUUCAACAGUGCUUCGUCUUCCUUUUUGUUCUAUGGUACACAUUUAACCACUUUUUGCACGUCCAAUGCCUUGGAAUCCCUGCGAACUGGAACACGUUUCGGCCGUAAAGCUCUCCCUCUUAAAGAUGUCAAAAUUAGCCCAAUGAAGUUGGUCAUGUCACAUAAAUCUCCCCAAUAACCAAAACGCACCCCCAACUGCAUACAAAGCGGGAACUCCCUUCGGAAACCCCGUCUUCGACGAGGGGUCCACACGCGGCGUACACUCUUAACCGAAAUCAGCCAAAAUAAAACUACUCAAAAUUUCAGCAAGAAAAAAAAAUCGCGCGCGCAAAAACUACC